UCUGGAGGAGGCAUUUCCCCGUGUUUCCGAAUACCGCAUCCUUGUUGUAUCAGUUCUGCUACUCAUCUGGGCGUACGCCUGGCAAGGAUACAUACCGGGCUUGGCUCGGUCUAGGCUCGCCGCACCUUUUCAAUGGCCGCGGCAGGACGGAUAUCCCACAUAUCCCGAUUAUUCAGUCCAACUUAUGCCGCAAGGAUGAACGCUCAAAUUGUCUAUCCUGCGUCGUCUACUGUCGUCAAACCUAACGAGUUGGCCUCGGCGCUUGCACGGCCGGUUAUGACCGCCACGUACGAACCCGAGCGUCCUCUGACGUACUUAGCGGCUACUCUCGCCUACGGAAUCAUCCAAGGGCAUCCAUUCUUUGAUGGCAAUAAACGCACUGCCAACGAGCUCAUGCGCGCCUAUGGGGUUCCGGGCCUCGUUGAGCCGGAAGAAAAUGGCCUCACAACUGAAGCUCUGCACGAGCUGGCGGAUCGACACGUCAACGUAGCCCAAGGGAAUCUCGGCGUAGACGGACUGGCGUACGCAGAGCUUAAUCAGCGGAGUAGGUUGCCCGAAGGGUGUGCACUCGCCGGCGCUAACGCACUUUCCAGGAAAGCAGGCUGCUCAGAACGCAGCCGAUAG
This is a messenger RNA of Punctularia strigosozonata HHB-11173 SS5, 624 nucleotides long. RefSeq lists its product as uncharacterized. Bases 133 to 624 code for a protein of 163 amino acids. The transcript is spliced from 3 exons. Lineage: Eukaryota; Fungi; Basidiomycota; Agaricomycetes; Corticiales; Punctulariaceae. Gene Ontology annotation, molecular function: kinase activity. The record is from RefSeq and is a predicted model, not a curated record.